Molecule: messenger RNA, 1472 nt
Organism: Betta splendens (Siamese fighting fish)
Lineage: Eukaryota; Metazoa; Chordata; Actinopteri; Anabantiformes; Osphronemidae
Product: ADP-ribosylation factor-like protein 4D
Exons: 3
Coding region: 268-876 (202 amino acids)
Biological process (GO): intracellular protein transport; vesicle-mediated transport
Cellular component (GO): cytoplasm
Molecular function (GO): GTPase activity; GTP binding
Source: RefSeq, a predicted model, not a curated record
CGCUCCCAGUCUUCGUCCGACGUUCGGAUCGUAUCUUCACUGCUUAAAGCUGCUCCGAAAAACACCAUGUUUGAUUCGUUUAAAGUCAACUCGGACAAUUUUGGAAAAUUUCUUCGCAUAAAUAACGUGGAUUAAUUAACUGAGCGCCAAAGUUUCCGCAGGCUUUGAAGUGAAGCCGGGCCCAGGUGUGAACUCCUCUGUUGCUGCUGCACAUACCGACCCAGCGGGACACAAUAAAGGGAGUGUUCAGCUUCACAGGCGACAAACAUGGGGAACCAGUUGACGGAGAUCGCCCCCAGCACCCCGUUCCUCCCCAGCUUCCAGUCAAUGCACGUGGUCGUGAUUGGUUUGGACUCGGCUGGAAAAACGGCCCUUCUGUACAGGCUCAAGCUGUGGGAGUUUGUCGAGACCAUCCCCACUAAGGGGUUCAACAUGGAGCGGAUUAAGGUGAACAUGGGCAGCUCCAAGAGCAGCAACACCACCUUCCAGGUGUGGGACGUCGGUGGCCAGGAGAAGCUCCGGCCCCUGUGGAAGUCGUACACCAGGCGCACGGAUGGACUGGUGUUCGUGGUGGACGCUGCAGAGACAGAGCGCAUGGAGGAGGCCAAGGUGGAGCUGCACAGGAUCAGCCGGUCGGCGGAGAACCAGGGGGUGCCCCUGCUGGUUCUGGCCAACAAACAGGACCUGGAUGGAGCUGCGUCCGUGUCCGAGGUGGAGAAGGCGCUGGCCCUCCACGAGCUGAGCUCGUCCACGUUGCGCCACACGCAGGGCUGCUCCGCGCUGGACGGCCGGGGGCUGCAGCCCGGCCUGGAGAAGCUCUACGAGAUGAUCCUGAAGAGGAAGAAGAUGCUGCGAACCAGCAAGAAGAAGAGAUGAGCGCAAGGGUCUCGGAUGGGAGACGCGACCCUUCAAUUUGUCUGAGGAGGUUUUUGAGUGGAACCGAAGGAAAGCGGGCGAUUGUUCAGACGAGACGAACUUUGGCUGCGAAGCCCGGACUUGGGAGCGAAUCUGUGCUCUGUUUGUUGAGUGGAGGAGGAUAAAGGAGAAACCACGGAACUCUGCUGCACUCACUCCACCUUUUGAAGGAUCCAGUAUUUCUCUCCACUCUGUCGUGCCAACGUCUCACUUGGCCCGAGCCUACGUUUUCAACCUUCUGUCUUAUAAUGAAGCUGUGUUUAGUUGCAUGAAGAUCCAGAGUGGCUGCGUGGACAUGUUAAGCAACUCUUCUAGAUCAAAAGAAGCCGAGUCGCCUGUUAUUGUCAGUGUUAGACGGCCCUGAGGCGGUGACCUUCACACACUGUUACUGAGGCUGCGCAGCCCCACAGGUUUGUUUUCCCCACUGUUCACCAAAUGCCCGUCACACUAUGGUUUGUUCAAGGGUUGGUGGCGUUCAAGCAACAUUUUGUUUUUACACUGUACAUAUUGUUUUGUAAUAUGUCAACAAAUUAAAUAAAUUAUUGCGCAACUUUGGA